AUGACCGUCCCACUCGAGGGCCUCAUGGCGAUCAACAAGCCGAUCGGUAUCAGCUCGGCGGAGGCACUCCGCAAACUACAGCGAAUCUUCAAGCCCUCGUCCAUCUUCGCGGAGACGCUUGCGGCGGAGGCUGCGAAGCGCGAGCGCGAGAGCAAGGGCCAGCAGCGGCGGCGGCGCAAGCAGUCUGCGCGCGACCUUGAGGUGAAGAUUGGGCACGGCGGGACGCUGGACCCCAUGGCUAGCGGGGUCCUUGUGGCCGGAAUCGGCGCGGGGACGAAACAGCUGCAGCAGUUCCUGGGUUGCACAAAGACGUAUGAGGCCACUGCCUUGUUUGGCGCGGGGACCGAUACGUAUGAUGCGCUGGGGAAGAUUGUGGCUUGGGGGAAGGAGGGCAGCUGUGGCUGGGAACGCAUCACAGAGGAGGUGAUCGAGAAGGAGCUGGGGGCCUUCCGGGGAGAUAUUAUGCAGAAACCGCCGAUAUACUCGGCCCUCCACAUGAACGGCAAGCGCCUCUACGAGUACGCGCGCGAGGGCAAGCCUCUGCCGGCCGAGAUCCAGUCCCGCCCCGUCAGCACCGUCAGCCUGGAGCUGCUAUCGCUCACGUCCGACCACGAGUACGAGUACCCCGCCGAGGAGGUGCCGGACGAGGAGAAGAUCGCGUUGCUCGCGUUCGAGACGAAGCCGACCACCGCCGCCACCACCACCGCCGCCGCUAGCACCGAAGAGAAGGCCACCGGAGAGAAGCGUGCGCACUCGCCGGAGCCGGAGGAUGAGAAGGCCGCUAAAAAGGUCAAGGAGAGCGAGGGUGAGGGUGAGCCCGUGGCUGAAACUGACACCGCCGAGGUGAUUACCGUAGCCGUGGAGACUACGCCGGCUGCUACCCUCCCCAAAAAGCCAGAGGGUAAGCCGCCGGUUGCUACGUUCCGCUUGACUGUCACUUCAGGAUUCUACGUGCGCUCGUUCAUUCAUGAUCUUGGAAAGGCCCUGGGUACAGAGGCGCACAUGGUUAAGCUUGUGCGCACCCGGCAGGGAGACUAUGAGCUUGGCGGUGAGGGCGUUAUCGAGUGGGAGGAUCUGAUGGACAAGGGCGAGGAGGUGUGGGGGCCCAAGGUCGAGGGAAUACUGAAUAAGUGGGCCGAGGAGAAGAAGGGAAAGAAAUGA
Molecule: messenger RNA, 1161 nt
Organism: Tricharina praecox
Lineage: Eukaryota; Fungi; Ascomycota; Pezizomycetes; Pezizales; Pyronemataceae
Product: pseudouridine synthase
Exons: 2
Coding region: 1-1161 (386 amino acids)
Biological process (GO): mRNA pseudouridine synthesis; tRNA modification
Cellular component (GO): mitochondrion
Molecular function (GO): RNA binding; pseudouridine synthase activity
Source: RefSeq, a predicted model, not a curated record